AUGGCAGGUACUAGCCUCACCAUGCCUCUCAUUGUGGUGAGUGUGUUCUGGGGCUUUGUUGGCUUCCUGGUGCCCUGGUUCAUCUCUAAGUGUCCCAACUGCAGAGUUGUCAUCAGCAUGUUAGGGACCCGUUCAGUUUGCUGCUAUCUCUUUGGGCUGAUUGCAAUUCUGGCCCAACUCAACCCUCUCCUGGGACCACAGUUGACAAAUGAAGCCAUCUGGUACCUCAAGCAUCACUAGCCUUGAGGAAGAAG
Molecule: messenger RNA, 254 nt
Organism: Bubalus bubalis (water buffalo)
Lineage: Eukaryota; Metazoa; Chordata; Mammalia; Artiodactyla; Bovidae
Product: V-type proton ATPase subunit e 1-like
Exons: 1
Coding region: 1-240 (79 amino acids)
Biological process (GO): proton transmembrane transport
Cellular component (GO): proton-transporting V-type ATPase, V0 domain
Molecular function (GO): proton-transporting ATPase activity, rotational mechanism
Source: RefSeq, a predicted model, not a curated record